AUGGCUGCCGCGGCUGCUGGCAGUCCUGACUUGGAUGAUGGCUCAAUAGGCCUUAAUACAUCUAAUAUAGGUUCCCAUGUUAAACCUACGGCACUCUCGAACCGCCUCAAUACAGUUCUAUCAACUUCAUAUACCGAUUCAGAUAUUCGCGAUGCAUUGGAAACAUUAGACAAAAGGAGUAUUCAAAAUACCGCAGAAACACGGAGAACCCUUCAUUUGGAUAUCCAGAAGGAGGUUAUAGAUUCCAAUGGUAGCAUUAUACAAGACUUUGGAAAGGUUGCGGAGCAACUCACUCGCAUCGGAGCUGCAAUUUCUAACCUUACCUCAAUAUGUGAGGAUAUGCGCCAUCAUAUUAGCCUUUCACGGCAGGAAACAAGUCCAAUGCUUGAAGAGGCAUCCGCACUACUUUCCCAAAAGCAUGAAGCCGAAACAAAACAGCAGCUCCUCAGUGCUUUCAAUCAGCAUUUUGUACUUUCCGAAGACGAGAUUUCAACAUUAACAUCCUCAUCAGAGCCUGUUGAUAACCGCUUUUUUGAUAUAUUGUCUCGACAAAAGCAGAUCCAUAAGGACUGCGAGCUACUGCUUGGUAGUGAAAAUCAGAGGCUGGGACUGGAGAUCAUGGAGCAAGGUUCAAAAAACCUAAAUUCGGCAUUCAUGAAGCUAUAUAAAUGGAUACAAAAGGAAUUCAAAUCCUUGAAUCUGGAAGACCCUCAAAUGAGCGCCCCUAUACGAAGAGGGCUCCGAGUAUUGGCAGAGAGACCCAGCCUGUUUCAUAGCUGUUUGGAUUUCUUCGCUGAGGCGCGCGAGUAUAUUCUAUCGGAUGCGUUCCACCAGGCAUUGACGGCAGCCAUUGCGGACGAGCUCCGUGAUUCCAGUACGAAACCUAUUGAAUUUUCUGCUCAUGACCCACUUCGAUAUGUGGGGGAUAUGCUUGCCUGGGUGCAUUCGGCAACAGUAUCGGAAAGAGAAGCUCUAGAGGCGCUCUUCGUAUCGGAUGGCGGUGAACUUGCAAAGGGCAUCGAGUCUGGUAAAAACAGUGAACCCUGGUCCCGCAUCGACGCAGAGGAGACCGUGUUUGAUGGCCAGAAGGCCUUGCGAGAACUGGUAACACGCGAUAUUGGUGGAGUUGCGCGCUCACUGAAGCAGAGGGUUGAGUUAGCGAUACAGGGCAUUGAUGAGUUGGUUACCUUGUAUAAAACUAUGAACCUUCUGCAUUUUUAUGAGUCCACAUUUACCAAGCUCCUCGGAUCAGAGUCGACACUAAUUGAGAAUGUCAUUUCGCUACAACGAUCCGCUUUCUCACGCUUUGAGUCCCUGGUUCAAGAUCAAACUGCAACAAUAAAAGGAGACCCGUCUGGCUUGAUUCCCCCCGAUAACUUAAGUCCACCAGAAUUUCUCACAGAUGCUAUUGAUGAUUUGGAGCAACUGAUGAAUGCCUAUAAUUCUUCUUUUCAGCAUGAGUCGACAGAUGAUGAAUCGUCCACUGAAAACAAGUUUACACCAAUCCUUCGAGCUGCCCUUGAUCCUUUUCUCGACCUUGCGAAGACAUCUUCUAAUGCGCUCUCUAAGCCAGUUUCAAAAGUAAUAUACCAGACAAAUUGUCUUCUUGCUGUUCGUGCUGCAAUAUCGAGUUUCAAGUUUGCAUCCACCACACAUCUACCACCACUAUCAGCGGCUCUAUCCUCUCUCAGGUUGAGCCUACUCGACAUCCAGCAGGAUUAUCUUCUGAAAGAGUCUGGUCUACAGAUACUAAUUACAGCACUUGAGCCAUUUGCCCCUAACGAUUCUACGGAUGAAGAGUCGCCAACAACCGCCUCGAGACCUCGAAACUUGAUUGAUAUAGUUUCGCUUCCAGAAUUUCAGCCGGAGUCCUUGUCCAGAGUCAGCCAACAACUGGACGAUUUCCUCCCAUCGGCUUUUGUCGAUGCUACAGAUAAUUUAAAACGCAUUAACAACCCUAGCUUGGUAAAAAGCGUAACGGAGGAAGCCGUGGAGGCGUUCUGCCGCGAUUUCGAGUUUGUGGAGAGUAUGGUUGUUGGCGCUGAUGAGGCGAGAGAGAGAGGCAGUCUUGCCGACACAGUUAGUAGUUCUUCAAAGACCGGGCAAGGAAAGGGAAAAGAAAAGGAGAGCCAAGAGGUCGACGCUCCGAAUGAGGGAUUUGGUGCUAUGGACAGCCCGUGGAGCUUGCGCGCGCUCUUCCCAAGGACAACAGGCGAGAUCAGAGUAUUGCUGAGCUAA
This is a messenger RNA of Ophidiomyces ophidiicola, 2238 nucleotides long. RefSeq names its product Golgi transport complex subunit 6 (gene COG6). Bases 1 to 2238 code for a protein of 745 amino acids. Gene Ontology annotation, cellular component: COG complex. The transcript is spliced from 2 exons. The record is from RefSeq and is a predicted model, not a curated record. Lineage: Eukaryota; Fungi; Ascomycota; Eurotiomycetes; Onygenales; Onygenaceae. Gene Ontology annotation, biological process: intra-Golgi vesicle-mediated transport.